AUGAAUCCACCGCGUUCGCAAACGCCCAUGUCCGUGGCGACGACAAACGAUUCGAUCUCCGAAACGAACUAUUCCGUUCGCUCGGGGAAUAGUUCCAAAAGCGUCCAAGUCUCUUCACUUUCCGCGGUCGAAACCGGGAUCAAAGAAGAACGAGGAGAAAGAACAAUAAACGUUUUAUCGAACGAGGAACGAUCGUGUUUCAGCAAAAUCGCGAACGGUUCGAACAGGUUCCUCUCCAAAAAGUUCCGCGCGUUUGGGUUUCGAAUCGGUUCCUAUCCGUUCCGAGUGAUUGGUUUGAGCGUCUUUUUGGCGUUGAUUUGCGCGAGCGGCGUGCACAAACUGACCAACGAAAGCAGGUCGGAAAAGUUGUGGGUCCCCGGAGAUACGCGAGCGCAAGACGAUCGGAUUUUUGUGGACGAUAACUACGGAGGCGACGCGCGGUUUGGAAGCGUGGUUCUGAAACCGAAAACUGGGACGAACGCGUUUACGCCGGAGACUUUAGACGCGUUGCACGCGUUUCGAUCGAAGAUUGAAGAGGAGGCGUUCGUGGAGUACGACGGGAAGAACAUCACGUGGGGAGGGGAUUAUUGGAUCGUGGAUGAAAACGAUGACACCGAGGAUGCGGCUGGAAUGAAGUAUUCAAAGACCGAUAAGGAGGAGUGGCAGUGUUAUCGGUACUCGAAGAGUUGCGCCAUGAGUUCUGUUUUGGGGGUGUUUGAUAACAACAAGGACAACUGGAACACGCAAGAGAAAAUCAACGCGAAGUUGAUCUCGGAUGUUCUUGGGGACGAAGAGAAUUGCCCCACCGGUAACGGGAAGAAACACCACACCCCUGGGAACGUGUGCGUUGCUGUUGGCCCGGUCAUUUACUUGAACCAAACGAGCGGUCAUCCAACUUUGACGAGCGAAGGGCAUUACACCGCCACUUCGUUGACGUUGCAGUUUCUCAUGAAGAAUUUCGAUGUCGUCAAAGAUGGCGAAAAAGAGGACAAGAGAGGCGACGCGUUCGAGGAAAAAGUAUUGGAGAUUAUUCGCGAUGUGGAGGUAAAUUACGCCUCGACGGUAUCUGUAGAAUACGCGGUCACACGUUCAUUCGGGGAUGAGUUUGGGGCCGCGAUUACCGGCGACAUCACGAAAUUGCAAAUCGCGUUCAUUUUGAUUUUAGGCUACGCAACGCUCAUGUUGAGUAAAGGUGGGGAAGGGUGCGUCGGUUCUCGAGUAUUCGUUUCUGGAAUGGGGGUCGUAUCCAUCGGAUUGGCCAUCGCUUCCAGUUACGGUUUGUGUUCUUACUUUGGGCUCUUCUAUUCGCCGUUGAUGAACGUGUUGCCGUUUCUGUUAUUGGGCAUAGGGGUGGACGAUAUGUUCGUUUUGGUCAACGCGUACGAUAACACGAACCCAUACUUAUCCAUCGCGGAAAGAUUAGGAAAUGCCAUGUCAACGGCGGGCAUGAGUAUUACCGUUACCUCGUUCACGGAUAUAUUCGCCUUCUUAAUCGGCUCGACGACGAGUUUGCCGGCGUUGAGAAACUUUUGUUUCUACGCGGCGCUUGGUAUUUUCUUCGAUUAUUUGUACCAGUUGACGUUUUUCGCAGCGUUCUUAGCCAUCGACGAACGCCGCCGAAUGCUAAAGAAAGGGGACUGCUUUUGCUGCCCAACCUGCGACGAAGGCGCGACGUGCUGCGUUCCGUGCUGCAAGCCAGCGGCGGGGGCACCGGUCGUCGUCGUCGUCAACGGCGUGCAACAGGAACAAGUUGGGCCAGAACGCAUGACGAAAAGAGUCAUGGGCGCCCUCGCAGACUUUCUCGCGAAGAAAAGCGUCAAAGCAGCCGUGCUCGUCGUAUUUGCCGGCAUCGCCGCUGGUGGUAUUCUCGGCGUCUCUAAAAUCAAGGUCGAAGCUGACGUGAUGGAUUUCUUGCCUCCCGGCUACCUGAAAGAUUGGGUAUCCACCUUUGACGACGAAUUUUCUCGAGGGCAAGGUAUCGAGCUAUACACGAUGACUGAGUUUGAUUACGCCACCGACUAUGACACUACUUCCGUGUUGAAGCAAGCGGCAGCGGCGUUCAAAGCGAACCCGUACGUCCAAGAUGAAUCCGUCGAGCCUUGGAUGGAUGCGUUUGAUACGUACCUCACGAUGUGCAAUGGGACGAGUGUCCAACCAAUGACCGAGGGUUGGAAAGCGACACACUGCGCAAUCGACGCUCCUGCAAACACGUUCAACGACAAACUGUACAAGUUUAUCACGACUCCAUCCAGUCCAGGUGGGUACGCAUACGGAUCCGACGUAAAAUUUGACACCACCACCAAUCCUCCGACGAUUAUCGCCACGCGCGUGCGCGCCACGCAAGUCGAAGGCCAAGACACCGCGGCGACCAUCAAGGCCAUGGACUCUAUCCGCUCCUCCAUCGACUCCAUUCCCGGCAACGAAAAAGGUUAUAUUUUUGCGUACAACGAAGACUUCUUGAACGUGGAACAAUACAAAUCCAUCGACAAAGAAGCCAUCCGAAAUGUCUCUUUAACCUUACUCGUCUGUUUCAUCGUCAUCGCGUUGCUCAUCGUCGACCCGCUCACGGUGUCUUGCGUCUUCAUCAACCUCCUCUUAAUCGUCAUCAAUAUCCUCGGAUACAUGCAAGCGUGGGGAUUAAACAUCGAUUCCGUCACCGUCAUCAUGCUCGUCAUCGCGCUCGGUUUAGCCGUCGAUUACAGCGCCCACAUCGGCCGAAACUUUUUGGAAAAGCACGGCCUUCCAAACGACCGCAUGAGAUUGACAUUACGAGACAUGGGCGUCGCCGUCUUCCACGGCGCCAUGAGUACCAUGGUUGCCGUGUUAGUCUUGGGUUCUUCGGACUCGUACGUCUUCACGACUUUCUUCAAGCAACUGUUCUUGUGCAUUUCAUUAGGUUUGGCGCACGGGUUAAUCUUGUUGCCGGUCUGUUUGUCUUUGUGCAAUCCGAACCCGUACGACGACUUGGAAGACGACUAUUAG
Bathycoccus prasinos is the source of this 2982-nucleotide messenger RNA. RefSeq names its product RND family transporter: Niemann-Pick type C1 disease protein-like protein. Lineage: Eukaryota; Viridiplantae; Chlorophyta; Mamiellophyceae; Mamiellales; Bathycoccaceae. Bases 1 to 2982 code for a protein of 993 amino acids. Gene Ontology annotation, cellular component: membrane. The record is from RefSeq and is a predicted model, not a curated record. The transcript has a single exon.